AUGUCUUCCUUUUCAAGGCUCGUUAGAUUCCUCGCCCACGACGGCCGCUCCUACUACGGCGAUGCCGUCCUCCCAGACGGCGAGACCGACAUCUCCAAGGCCCGGAGCGCGCUCAUCAUCGAGGGCGAUAUCUUCGGCCAGCACCGCGUCACCGACCGCGCCGAAGUGAUCCGCACGCUGCUGCCGCCGCUCGCCUCCGCGCACUCGGGCACCGUCCGCUGCCUCGGCCUCAACUACGCGGACCACGCCAAGGAGAACCAGCUUCCGGAGCCCAAGUAUCCAGUGCUCUUCUUCAAGCCGCCGACGAGCCUCUCGGGCCCGACAGACCCGAUCCCCGUGCCGCACAUGGCGCAGGAGAUGGACGGCCUCGACUACGAGUGCGAGCUGGUCAUCGUCGUCGGCAGGCAGUGCAAGGACGUGCCCGAGUCGGAGGCGCUGGACUGCGUGCUGGGCUAUGCCGUCGGCAACGACCUGUCGCACCGGGACUGGCAGCUGAAGCACGGCAACCAGUGGGCGCACGGCAAGGGGUUCGACGGCUGGGCGCCGUACGGGCCGGGCAUCGUGUCGUCCAAGCUGAUUGAGGAUCCUCAGUCGCUGUCCAUCUGGACCAAGGUCAACGGCGAGACAUUACAAAAUGGUAACACUGCCGACCAAAUCUUUGGCGUCAAGGAGACCAUCUCCCUUCUUAGUCGCGGCGUCACGCUGAUGCCCGGAGAUCUCAUCUUUACUGGGACGCCCGCCGGCGUUGGAAUGGGACGUUCGCCCCAACUGUGGCUCAAGGACGGCGACGUCGUUGAAGUCGGACUCGACAAUGUUGGUACAUGUGUCAACAAGGUCGAGUUUGCCAAGAAUUACGCCAAAAUUUAG
This is a messenger RNA of Cordyceps fumosorosea ARSEF 2679, 867 nucleotides long. RefSeq names its product fumarylacetoacetate hydrolase family protein. Gene Ontology annotation, molecular function: catalytic activity. The record is from RefSeq and is a predicted model, not a curated record. Bases 1 to 867 code for a protein of 288 amino acids. Lineage: Eukaryota; Fungi; Ascomycota; Sordariomycetes; Hypocreales; Cordycipitaceae. The transcript has 5 exons.